Molecule: messenger RNA, 648 nt
Organism: Coccinella septempunctata (seven-spotted ladybird)
Lineage: Eukaryota; Metazoa; Arthropoda; Insecta; Coleoptera; Coccinellidae
Exons: 3
Coding region: 82-648 (188 amino acids)
Source: RefSeq, a predicted model, not a curated record
UUCAUUUGUCAUUUAUCCCUGCUGUGCUGCCAUCUGUAGUGGGAAGUGGGAGUUAUGAUGUGCGCGGUCAUAUGUUCCUGAAUGUCAAAAUUCAAAUUUAAUUGUGAUAAAAAUAAUUUCACGAACCAUCAGAAGAUCCACGGUGAAGAUUCAUCUUCUGGUAGUGGUAGUUACCAAUCGAAUGAAGUUCAUAACCAGUUGCAUAGUAUUUUACAUGAGGUAGAUCAACAAGCUUUACGUAGAAAGCUGUUCAAUUUCCUAAACCAAUGUGAUGAUCCAGAUGUAACAGAUUGUAUCAAUUACUUCAAAGAAAAUUGGGCAUAUGCUUACAGACUCCAUGCUGGUAUUAAUACUGAUAUGCAUCUAGAGAGAUUUCAUAAGACUCUUAAAUAUAUGUACCUCAAAGGAAAGAAAGUUAAAAGACUAGAUAAGGGAAUAUGUGCAAUCGUGCAAUUUGUUGACAGACUUAUAUCCCGUCAUAAAUCUGCUGUAAAAGUCAAAGAAAUAAGAGUUCGUCAUGAAACUAUGACCAGCUUGGAUAAAAAUUUAUUGAUAGAAUGUGAAGAUGGAUGGAAAAUACCUUCAAAUACAUCUGAAGAAAACAUUUAUUCAAAAAACAGACAGCGAUUGCCAAAAAUGCCAACUUAA